CAUCAUCAUCAUCUUAUUUACCUACUUUCCCCCAAAUUAUUAAUAUUCUCUCUUAUCUCUCUCUCUUUUUUUUCCUUUAAUUUGUUUUUUAUUCUCUCUUUCUUUCUUAAUUCUUCAAAAAUCUCUCUGCUUUUGCUUUUUAAUUCCUUACAUUUCACUCUGAUAAACCCCGGAUCUCCGAUCCACCCACCAAAACAAAAAUCUUCCUGAGAUUUGAUCAUCUGGUUCGCCACAAAAUCGCGUCUUUUUCAUUCUUGAUUUAUGGGAAACAUCAGCAGCAGCGGAGGCGCCGGUAGACGCCGUAGACGGCGGAGUAAUACGCUUCCAACGGCGGCUCCACCACCUCCUUCUCUUCCUCCACCACCACCUCCUCCGGCGACAGAAAUCCCAGCUAAUCGCAUCGUAUUCGCCGCCGCUACACCGUACCCAAACCCAAACCCAAAUCAGCAUUACCAGUACCCUGGUUACUACCCUCCUCCGCCGGGAACCAUGCCGGUUCCUCUUCCGUCGCCGUACGACCACCACCACCUUCAUCAUCCUCACUAUCCUCCUCCUCCGCCGCAUCCUUAUCACAACCCUCACCCUUGGACCGCCGGUGGGAGAUACCCUUAUUGUGCCCCCAUGAUGCCUGGGGAGACUCCUUUUGUCGAACAUCAGAAAGCCGUCACCAUUCGUAACGACGUUAAUCUCAAGAAGGAGACUUUGAAGCUUGAAUCCGACCCCAAUUCUCCGGGUCGGUUUCUCGUCUCCUUCACGUUUGAUGCUACCAUUUCCGGAAGGAUUACAGUCAUCUUCUUUGCUAAAGAAUCCGAAGAUUGCAAUCUCACAGCCACAAAGGAAGAUAUUCUGCCACCAAUCACCAUGGAUUUUGAGAAAGGGCUUGGUCAGAAGUUUAAGCAACCUUCUGGUUCGGGUGUAGAUUUUUCGGUCUUUGAAGACUCUGAGCUGUUCAAGGAGGCAGACACAGAUAUCUAUCCGUUGGCUGUUAAGGCAGAAGCAUUUCCUUCAGGUGAUGGUAAAGAAGAAAGGUCGGGAUCGAACAAUGCGCAGAUUACUCAAGCGGUUUAUGAGAAGGAUAAAGGAGAGAUUAAGAUAAGAGUGGUGAAGCAAAUACUAUGGGUCAAUGGACUGAGAUACGAGUUGCAAGAGAUCUAUGGAAUUGGGAAUACAGUUGAUGGCGAUGAGGAUUCAGCUGACGAUGCUAAUGAUCCAGGGAAAGAAUGCGUUAUAUGUUUGUCUGAACCACGAGACACUACUGUUCUUCCAUGUCGACACAUGUGUAUGUGCAGCGGAUGCGCUAAGGUGCUAAGGUUUCAGACAAAUCGAUGCCCGAUAUGCAGACAACCUGUGGAAAGGCUUUUGGAGAUAAAAGUUCACGGCAAUAGCGGAAGCGGGAACAAUACUGCACAAGGAGGAACAGCUGAAUAAGAGUAGCUAAAUACAAGCUGAGUGUGGAUCGAGGGGAUUAGCUUUCCAUCGACCUAGCAUCGAUAUAUUAGUAUAUAUGCAGUAUAUAUGCAUGUUUGAUCCUUAUUAUGUUAACAAUGAAACGUGUGAUUGCCAAUUUGUAUUAUAUAGAUAUUUCGAAUUCAUAUAUGCAUUCACAAUCCUUGAA
Messenger RNA from Eutrema salsugineum, 1615 nucleotides. Its product is annotated as probable E3 ubiquitin-protein ligase LOG2. Gene Ontology annotation, molecular function: ubiquitin protein ligase activity. Lineage: Eukaryota; Viridiplantae; Streptophyta; Magnoliopsida; Brassicales; Brassicaceae. The coding region runs from base 262 to 1428 and encodes 388 amino acids. The transcript is spliced from 3 exons. The record is from RefSeq and is a predicted model, not a curated record. Gene Ontology annotation, biological process: protein ubiquitination.